AUGGAACAGUUGACGAGGUGCGCUCUCAUCGACGUGUCCUUCUGGGACGACCUCGUUGAGAGCGCAGCUGUUAACCGUAGAGGCUGGGUUCUGCAGGAACGUCUCAUGGCACCACGUGUACUACAUUUCUGUCGCGACCAGAUUGCCUGGGAGUGCUCUCACUUCGAUGAUGCCGAGGGUUAUCCUGGAAUGGCCAUAGGACUGAGGUCUAAGUUGGGAGCUACGAUAGACGAAGGACGACUCAAAGACUUAACCCCAGAGGCUGGGCGGGCACUACGAAGCAAUCGCCUAAAUGAUCUUCCAGACCCUGAUGAGGGCAUGGUAGAUCUGUACAUCUACGAACUGUGGAAACACAUUGUAGAGGUGUAUUCCAAAACGCAGAUCACAGUAUCGCGCGACAAACUUAUAGGUGACCAGAAGCUAUUCACAGUACCGAGCACGUAUGUUGCAGGCCUCUGGAGAAACAAUCUGGAAAGUCAGCUUCUUUGGCAAGUGAACGAGCUUUAUCGGGAUGGGGUGUUCGAGAACCCUGGACGACGCGACGCAACUCGAGCGCCUUCAUUCUCAUGGGCAUCAAUCGAUACCCCCCACGGAAUCACCUAUCCCGAUAUCACAGACUACGGGGCUGCAAGAGCAAACGAGAUGCGCGACCGGGAUCAGGGCGAAAGAGAGGACUCGUAUCCAGAGGAAGAGCUAAUGCUCGAAGUACUUGACCAUCAUAUCAUCCUCUCGGACGAGGACAAUGAGUAUGGCAUGGUAGAACAGGGAAGACUGUUGCUCAAACCACGCUAUCUUAGGGCUAUCAAGCUCCGGAAGCUUCACCCGCUGUUCCGAGUCGGGUACAGCUGGGGACUGGAGCAAGAUGAAAUCAAGCCUGACAUGUCGCAACAAGAUUCCAAAAGGUCUGCGCAUCAUCUCGAACACGCCAAUCUCUAUCUGGACGCCCCGGAAUCUGACGUCGAUAUCUUCCGCGAUGAUGCAAAACUAUACUGCAUGCCCGUUGCGUAUGGUGAGCGGACAGUACGGAAAGCAUUUCGUUAUUUGUACUGCUUGUUGCUCAAGUACGAAGGGGCGACAGAUUUUGGUUCCAAGGGCAAUGACCCAGGCGUGAAAGGGCAUCUGUCGAUGACAAUACAGUAUCCCAUGUUUAGGCGAAUUGGCAUAACAAAGUUGUCUAACCAUCUGGACGAAAAGGGCCAAGAGGCUUUGAUGUCGGAGGAAUACAACCAAACAAUUGCUUUGUGUUGA
Molecule: messenger RNA, 1248 nt
Organism: Alternaria viburni
Lineage: Eukaryota; Fungi; Ascomycota; Dothideomycetes; Pleosporales; Pleosporaceae
Exons: 2
Coding region: 1-1248 (415 amino acids)
Source: RefSeq, a predicted model, not a curated record